This is a messenger RNA of Tachysurus vachellii, 2601 nucleotides long. RefSeq names its product allantoicase (gene allc). Gene Ontology annotation, molecular function: allantoicase activity. The record is from RefSeq and is a predicted model, not a curated record. NCBI's taxonomy places the organism in Eukaryota, Metazoa, Chordata, Actinopteri, Siluriformes, Bagridae. The transcript has 11 exons. The coding region runs from base 869 to 2074 and encodes 401 amino acids. Gene Ontology annotation, biological process: allantoin catabolic process.
AGGGCGUGCAUGUUGUUCUAACGUACAAAUGUAUUUCUGGAGGAUUUCCUGAGUUUUGGAAUCCCUUUUCCAGAACAUUUAUGUCCCUUUGUUAAAUAAGUGUGCUAAUUUAAUUGCUGCUGAGUUUCAAGAGACAACUGGAUUUUUUUUGGGAUUUUUCCUUCAACACUUUUAAAGACAACCUUUGGAUUUAUCUCUUUUUCUGGAUUACUCACAUUUCUACAAGUACUGAGUGGGGAACUAACUAAGGACUAACAAAAGACUUGUAAUACCACUAAGCCACCAUGCCCCCACAAUAUACGUAUAUCAUUCUGAAUUAUGUUUCUAUAUUAGUCUCUUUCUGAUGCUUGAAAAUGUGUUUCAUAUAUUAGGAAUCGUGCUCUCUGGGUGUUUAAUUCUAUCCCCACAGGGUCAUUGUGGGUACAGGUUUUCAUUCCAGCCAACACAGAAAAUGUACAAUAAUCAAUAUGAUAUUAUAAAAAUUGUAUUUAUCACAUCAUUUUAUGUUUUUUUUUCCAGAUUAUAUAUUAUAUAUCUUUCAGAAAAGGACGCUUUGUUACCAUUACACACUUUGGAUCCCUAUUGUCAUAAUACAUAGUCACACAAACAGGUACUGGGCCUUUCUGAGCUAAAUUAUUAAUUUAAAUAAAAUAAAUAACUAAUAUAUAAACUUUAGGCGAACUGUACGUAGGUCCGUUUUUUUUAAAAAAGCAACACCAAUGAGAUUGCUCAAUGAGUGUACUUUGGUCUGUUUGACCUUUUUAGUAAACAAUUUUUCCACCUGGAAAAACUCGACGAGAAAGAAGCAUUUAUUUUCAGGCAAUCCUUGAGGACUUGUAACAAUUUUUUGAAGCAUUUCACAUCGAGGAUGGCAAACCGAUCAGCUGUGAAAUUGAACUCUGGUCAGCCAGAUUUUGUGCAGUUUAAUAAUCUUGUGUGUGAAACAGCAGGAGGAAAGGUGAUUUUUGCAACAGAUGAGUGGUUUGCUCCAGCUCGAAAUCUCUUGAAGAGGGAGCCUGCAGAGUUCCUUACCUCAGCUUUCACAGAGUUUGGGAAAUGGAUGGACGGUUGGGAAACAAGAAGGAAAAGAAUACCAGGUCACGACUGGUGCGUUGUGCAGUUGGGAGUUCCUGGUGUCAUUCACGGCGUUGAUGUGGACACGUCGUUCUUCACGGGAAACUACACACCUUCCAUUUCUAUUCAGGCUGCCUGUCUUGAUGGACGAUCUGUGCCGCCUUUAGUUCUUGAGGGAGACCGUACAGGUAUGGCUGCUUCAGAGAGCCAGUUUGAAGCUGUGGCUCAGCUUCACUCAGAGAGCUGGGAGGAGAUUGUACCGGUGACAGUGCUGAGACCCGGGUACUCGGAUUCCUGCCACAACUUUUUCAGUGUCACCUUCCCUCAUCGAGUCACCCAUAUCCGCCUGAACAUGUAUCCUGAUGGAGGUAUUGCAAGAUUGCGAGUGUAUGGAGUUGGACAAAGAAACUGGUCCAGUGUAUCCAGUCAGGAGGAAGUGGAUCUUGUCACAUUGGUGAAUGGUGGAGUGUGUGUGGGAUACAGUGAUGCACAUUUUGGUCACCCACGCAACAUGAUCGGUUUGGGAAGAGCUGACAGCAUGGCCGAUGGGUGGGAAACAGCACGACGCCUGGAUCGUCCCAAAGUGCUGAAAAUGGACGAGAAGGGCAUCUUGCAGGUCCCUGGGUUUGAGUGGGCCAUCUUCAGACUUGGGCAUCCUGGUGUGAUCAGCAGAAUUGAGAUAGACACCAAUCAUUUUAAAGGUAAUUUUCCUGACUGGUGUAAAAUUGAGGGAUGUAGUAUAACCCCAGAAGAGGAGCAAACGUAUAUAAAGCACAAGUGGAGCAGUGAUAAAGGUCCCACGUGGAAAAUGCUUCUUCUUCCUCAGAAACUGAAGCCUCACUUCAGGCACUUGUACUCUGGAGAGUGUGUGCUGCAGUGUGGGCGUGUAAGUCAUGUAAGGCUCGUAAUUGCUCCUGAUGGAGGGGUCAGCCGGCUCAGACUCUGGGGUCACAUCAUCUCCAGCAACUCAACUAAUCUUCAUCAAAUCUCCAAACUCUGACCAUUAAAAUUACAGCUCUGAUUCCACAGAACCAUUGGCGACCUGGUGGUUAUUUUUAAUGCAAGGAUUUUAUAAAUGAACACAUUAAAGCCAUGAGUUAAGUUUCUUGUAUAUUAAAAUGACAUCUAUUGAUUUAGACCAUUGUGACCAUAGGUACAUAAGUAGGGAGAUGAAAUAAUAUUACAUUCAUUCCUGCCUCAUAAUUAACAAGUUAAUUGAGUAUUAAUUUCCUGCAGCACAUUAACACAUGGCAUCGGGUUACAUAGUUUGUGAGCAUGUGGCUUUUAUACAUUAACUUGUUAAUGGCACCUCAGUGAAAAUUUAGGGACCAGUGUUAUGUUUAGGAUUAGAACCCAGGUCCAGUUGUCUUGACUUCGAUUAAAACAGUAGAUAUAUAAAAAUGCCCUAAAUAAUUACAAAAGUUGUAAAAUAAUUGACUCAUAACAGAAAUGAAUUUGUAUUCACAGAUUGACUGUACAAUAAUUGCAAUAUGCCAUGAAAGGAAAUAAAUUCUGCCUAAAACCAAA